GGACCGAGGGCCACAUGGACCCCCGCGGCGGCGCCGGGGCGCCGGGGUCCGGACCCGGGCAGGGCGCCGACGCGGCGGCCGGCGGCCGCAGUGAGCAAGAAGAUCGAAACAAGGCUUCCCAAGAACUCAUCACGAUUGUCCAAGAGAUGAAAAAAUACUUGCCAGCGGAGCGACGUCGGAAACCGAGCACCCUAGAGGCCCUCCACUACGCCCUCCGCUGCGUCCACAGUGUGCAAGCAAACAGUGAAUUUUUCCAGAUUCUCAGCCCAUGUGGCGCGGCCUGGGCAGACGUGGCUGCGUACAGUCUGGAGGAGCUGGCCACUGUGGCUUCGGAGCACACGUCCAAGAACACAGAUACCUUUGUGGCAGUGUUUUCAUUUCUCUCUGGAAGGUUAGUGCACAUUUCUGAGCAGGCAGCUUUGAUUCUGAACUGUAAGAAAGAUUUCCUGGAAUCCUCUCACUUUGUUGACUUGCUCGCUCCACAAGACGUGAGGGUGUUCUACACGCACACAGCUGGAGCUCAGCUUCCCGUCUGGAACAGCUGGACCCAAGGAGCAUCCCAGUGUGAAUAUACUCCGGUGAAGCCCUUCUUCUGCAGGAUCCGUGGAGGCCGAGACAAAGCGCAGGCGAAGCAUUACACCCCGUUCCGGAUCCUUCCCUAUCUGGUUCACGUACAUAGUUCUGCCCAGCCGGCAUCAGAGCCUUGCUGUCUCACACUGAUUGAGAAGACUCGCUCUGGUUACGAAGCUCCUCGAAUCCCAGUGGGCAAAAGAAUUUUUACCACAACACACACUCCAGGCUGUGUGUUCCUUGAAGUAGAUGAAAGAGCAGUGCCUUUGCUAGGCUACCUACCUCAGGAUCUGAUUGGGACCUCCAUCUUAACAUACUUGCACCCAGAAGACCGCCCUCUGAUGUUUGUCAUGCACCAAAAAGUCUUGAAGUACGUAGGCCACCCUCCCUUUGAACACUCACCCGUUCGAUUCCGCACUCAGAAUGGAGAUUACGUCACACUGGAUUCCAGCUGGUCCAGCUUUGUGAACCCCUGGAGCCGGAAAGUAGCUUUCAUCAUUGGUCGGCAUAAAGUUCAAACGAGUCCACUAAAUGAGGAUGUUUUUGCUACCAGAAUAAAACAGACAAACAAUAGUGACAAAGACAUAACAGAAUUACAAGAGCAAAUUCACAAACUUCUCUUGCAGCCAGUCCACGCGAGUGCUUCCAGCGGCUACGGGAGCCUGGGCAGCAGCGGGUCCCAGGAGCAGCUGGCCGGUGUCGCGUCCUCCAGUGAGUCCAGCGGGCACUGCACUGAGGAUGCGCCCAAAGAGCUGCUGACCUUGAAGCAGGUCUAUGCCAAUGUAAAUGAGAUGAAGCAUCUGGGUCAGCAGCUGUACAUGGAGUCAAAGACCAAACGGUCAGUCAAGCCAGGGAUGAGGAUGCGGACAGAACUGCAGGGCGGCGGUGAGCAGAAGGCCUGUUUUUCCUCCCAGACCUUGGGGAAUAAAAGCAUGCACACUGAGCCUUGUGAAGAUCUGAGGGAAGAAGACCAGCGUAGCCCAUCCUAUCAACAGAUAAACUGCAUUGACAGUGUCAUCAGGUACCUGAAGAGCUACCACAUCCCAGCUUUGAAAAGGAAGUGCAUCUCCUGUGCAAAUACAACUUCUUCAUCCUCAGAAGAGGACAGACAACACCACAAGGCAGACGGCAGCCAGGCAUUGCAAGCUGCUGUGCAGAACCCGGCCCUAGCUGCCAUGGAACUGCCAACCAAUGGGCAGUGUGCAAACGCUGAAGGAGGAGUUGCGCGGACCCUGUCCACGGCCGCCCUGAGCCUAGGGUCGGCCGAGAGCCAGUGCAGCUGCAGGAGCAGCCUUGCCUGGGCCUCACCCCUGCAGUCAGAGGGUGCCGCCGUGACGGGUGAGCCCCGGGCCCCGGAGGCGCCGCCCCGGCCGCUGACGGCCGAGGAGAUCAGACACGUCGGGCUCACGGCGGCCGUGCUGUCGGCCCACACGCAGAAGGAGGAACAGAACUACGUCCACAGCGUUCGGGAGAAGAUCCUGGCGUCGCCCUAUAGCUGCUAUCUUCAGCAAGAAAGUAGAAGCAAAGCAAAAUACUCCUGCGUUCAAGGAGCUUCUCCUUCCGGGCAGAGCAGAUGGACCGGGGGCAAGAAGGGGAAGCACAAACGUCAGAGGCUGCCGGUGGCCCCGGACCCCAGCAGCUCGGCUCCUGGCUUCUGUCCCCACGCCGGGGCAGUGCUCCUGGGUGUGCAGCCCUGGGGGCCCCCCGCGGCCUCCUGCCCCAGCGCCCCGGUGCUCCCCAGCCAAGCCCCUCCCCCCCUCCCCGUGUACCCCCUCCCGGCCUGGAGCUCUGUGUUGGGGGGAGGCCCGGCCGCCUCUGCCGCUGCCCCCGCACACCCUCCCCAGCCGCCCUUGGCCGGUGGCCUGCAGGCUCUUCCAGCCUUCCCUCCUCCCCACGUGGACACCUGGAUGACCAUCUUCCUGCACAACCCCCCUGUCUGUUCGCCGUGGCCACCGUCCUCCUCUCCAUAUCUGUUCCUGGGGGACCUAGGCUCUCCUGAAGUGCUGACCUCGGUACCAGUUUCAAACCUGGAGCCGCCUCCUCCCGCCAGCAGCCAAAGGAGAGCGGAGGAAACGUGGGAGACGCGGAGUGCGGGGCACCCACUUCUGAGUUCGAGGAGCAGCUCCCCCUUGCAGCUGAACCUGCUCCAGGAGGAAAUGCCCCCUCCCUCGGAGUCUGCACGUGCAGGGGGGAGGGGCGACCGCCCGGAGCUCGGAGGCCCCUGCAUCGCAGAGCAGCGUGGUGACGGGAGCGGCGCCCCUGCUGCUGCAGACCCGCGCACGGCGCCCCUGCGCCGGGACUCUCCGCCCGGAGCCGCAGGAAGCAGUGGCAGCAGCGAGUGUUCCUUGGAAACCCCGAGAAGCGGGCAGCAGUCUCGGGGUGCACAGAGGAAAGAAGCUUUGCCCGGCUCAGCCCCCGAGUCCGUCUGGAGAAUGAUAGAGCAAACACCGGAGGGGGUGCUGAUGACCUACCAGAUGCCCGAGAGGAUUAAAGAAGUAGUACUGAAGGAAGACCUAGAACAGCUGGAAGGCAUGAGGCAGCACCAGCCCCACUUUUCUCCUGGGCAGAGGGAGGAGCUCGCCAAGGUGCAUCGUUGGAUUCAAAGCCAGAGUAUCCCUCAAGAAAUGCAUACGCCAAGCCACGUUGCCUGCGAGAACAGAAGCUCGCCUGAGGGCCCUCUGCAGGGCCUGGGGGGCUGCGGCCAGCGGAAGCCAGCGGCUGAGCAACCGUGAAGAUGUUCCCUCGCACCCUGUCCGCCAUCGCCGCGUCUGGCGGGACCCCAUCUGGCCUGACCAGAGUCGUCAUCAAGGUUUUCCUCCACCUUUCUCAUGCUCCUGACGUAUUAGCACUGCCAGUUAGACUCAGCCUCUGGCUUCGCAGUCUGCUAGAGGAUUGGACUGCCCCUGAAGAGCUCUGUGAAUGACACUGUCACCCUAGACCAAUUCUAGCGCAAAGCGUAGCGGGGGUGGCCCGGGAGUGGGCAGAGAACCUGUCUGUUCUCGGCUGACCCUGGCUGGAGGAAAGGGCUCCUGCGGUGGUCAGCAGUUCGAAUUCUGGUGUUCGCACAUUCUCCGUGUCCCCCAAGGCCGCACAGCUUGGUGCUUCCACUGGAGAUCUCCCGUGAGACGGUCCACCUCCCCACAACGCCCUGCAGUCCACACAGUCCAGCAGUGGGUCUGGAAGUGCCUAGUUUUUAGGUUCAGCUUUGACCUUUAUUCCGAUAGAUGCGUAACACUUUGGUUUUCCACCUGUCCUUGAACUUCUGAAAGUCUUUCCCUAAAGAUCUAUUGAGUUAAGAGAGAUAUUUUUUUGGAGAACUAAAAUUAACAUCAGGUUCGUAAUGUUAAGAGAAUUCUCAUGAUUGUGGUUUUAAAAUGUCUGUAAAAAGUUCCAACUAUUCUGUAAGCUAAUGUUGUUGUUCACGCUUAUGUGUUUACAUGCUGUCUUACCAGAACUAACAGUUCCCCUUUCCUCCUCCGUGGGCUCACA
This is a messenger RNA of Perognathus longimembris pacificus (Pacific pocket mouse), 4059 nucleotides long. It is a transcript of the gene Per3, whose product is annotated as period circadian regulator 3. Gene Ontology annotation, cellular component: cytoplasm; nucleus. Gene Ontology annotation, biological process: circadian regulation of gene expression; negative regulation of transcription by RNA polymerase II; entrainment of circadian clock by photoperiod. The transcript has 21 exons. The record is from RefSeq and is a predicted model, not a curated record. Lineage: Eukaryota; Metazoa; Chordata; Mammalia; Rodentia; Heteromyidae. Gene Ontology annotation, molecular function: transcription corepressor binding; transcription cis-regulatory region binding. The coding region runs from base 15 to 3302 and encodes 1095 amino acids.